UCCGUUAUUACCCUCAGUAACGCUCACCGUUUCAGCUAGCGCCAAACCUUUCACAUCGUUUCAUGUUUAAUCUUCUGCUUUAGAGGCGUUAUUGUCUGAAGUCAUAUCAGUAGUCAGUUUCAUGUAGUUUGGAGCAAAUAGUCUUCGAAGUUCUUGUCAAACUUAUGAACUUGUUUCACAGUCUGGCUGUGGGAGCAAGUGAAGGCGGUCUCCUCGUUCAAGUCUUUCGGCAGAAAUGAAGAGCCAGCAGAAAGGCCCUGAACCAGAUGGGAGUGUUACUGUCAACGAGGAAGGGUCUGUAGCCACUGCAGAGGAUCCAGCAGCUAUUGCCACCAUUCAGUCUGCAGCCACCUUCACUGACCAGCCCAUCAAAUAUCUUUUCAAGACAGAAGGAUCAGGCGGGCAGGUGACCUACAGAGUGAUCCAGGUGUCGGAUGGCCAGCUGGAGACACAGUCAGAUGGAGCUGCAGCGGUCAGCCUGGUUGCUGGUUUCCCUGGAACCCAGACUGUCACACAGGCUGUGUUCUCCCAGCCAGAUGGUUUGGAGGGAGAUGGCAGCAGUGAGACACAGUACACAUACUACCCCGCCACAAUCGCAGAUGCCACAACUGGCACUAUGGUGACCACAGUGCAGGCCUCUGACACACUGCUGGGCCAGACCACUCCCACAGGGCAGCUCUAUGUGAUGAUGUCACCCCAGGAAGUUUUGACGGGAUCUAAUCAAAGGACAAUCGCACCUCGCACUCAGCCUUACAUAGCAAAGCAAGAGGCUCCCCGGGCUUCCAGAGAUGAGAAGCGGCGAGCCCAGCACAAUGAAGUCGAGCGCCGGCGCAGGGACAAGAUCAACAACUGGAUUGUGCAGCUAUCGAAGGCCAUCCCAGACUGUAACGUUGACUAUACCAAGACAGGACAGAGUAAAGGAGGAAUCUUGUCCAAAGCCUGCGAGUACAUCAAGGAACUGAGACAGAGCAACCUGAAGCUGGGGGACGAUAUCAGCACACUUGACCGUCUCAGGAUUGACAACCAGUUGCUCAGACAGGAGGUGGAAGAUUGGAAGUCCAAGAAUCAGAUCCUGAGGAACUUGCUGCGACAGCAUGGCAUUGUGGGAUCUUCCAGCACAGACCCCCAGUGAGAAGCCUGUUGCCAAAGGGUAUUUGAAGACAUCUACAUGUAUGGGCCAAAAGAGUACUUGAAAUGCUUUGAGACAACUUUAUUUGUGAUUGAGUGUGCAUGAAAUAGGGCAAAAUAAGUGAAUGUUGUCAUUGAUAUUCAAAUCAAGCUACUUUGCUAAAUGACAAACUUAAACAUUAUCUUAGAAUCUUUUUAUAACAGAAAUCCUUUGCCUGGUGAGUAAAAGCCAGUCUUGAUAAUGUGGUGUAUCUGAGAAGAGAAACAAUAAAAAAACUACAUCAGCUUGAGUGUGAAAAGUCACGUAAGUUUAGCAAAGCCCUCAUUGAAUCCCUUCCUCCACAAAUGUUAUGAUUGUUCAUUAAAGGUAGGGUUGGAAAUUCUUUUCAGAAUUGAUUACUUUUAAGUAGAUACGACAGUGGUCUAGUUCUGUUGAAUCAUGAUGGACAGGUAAUUAUUGGUUUUUGUUUUUUGGGGGAAAUUUGUUUUUUUUUCCUGAAAUCUCUAAGUAGCAGUCAGGCAGUGCACUUUGCAGUGUGCCCUGCGUUUUGGAGGAGUGGCUUUAGGGUGGGAUUUCUUCGGUUGGUUACUUUCAAAAUCGAGCUUCCUCUUGCUGGGUUUUCCAGAAUCACCAACCCUACCUUUGACCUCCAGUACAUUAAGCUCUAAAACAUGACCAACGUCUCUUUUGUUUCUGAUCCUUAACCUCUGUGCUACAGUGCUGUGCUUCUCUGUAUCAAAUGCAUUCAUAUUAAUGUCUCUGAAAAACAUAGUAUUCAAGCUUUGACUUAUUUUCAUCUUUUAUCAGUAUCACUUUGAGUUGAUACCAAGUUUGUCAUCCAGUUCACUUUUGUAUAUUGUUUCAUGAAGCUUCACUGGGGACAAUAAUUACAUUGCAACAAUGUAACUAACUAAAUAAACUGGGGUUGGUAAGCAUUGCAUUAGGUAGGCUAUGCAUGUCUUUAUAUUAAAAACUGAAAUUAUAUGCCCUAAACCACUUACAGUUCUGUUUAUUAUUAAAGAUAA
This is a messenger RNA of Monopterus albus (swamp eel), 2154 nucleotides long. RefSeq names its product upstream transcription factor 1 (gene usf1). The coding region runs from base 236 to 1132 and encodes 298 amino acids. Lineage: Eukaryota; Metazoa; Chordata; Actinopteri; Synbranchiformes; Synbranchidae. Gene Ontology annotation, biological process: regulation of transcription by RNA polymerase II. The record is from RefSeq and is a predicted model, not a curated record. Gene Ontology annotation, molecular function: RNA polymerase II cis-regulatory region sequence-specific DNA binding; DNA-binding transcription factor activity, RNA polymerase II-specific; protein dimerization activity. The transcript is spliced from 10 exons.